CAUGAAGCUCGUGAAUGGCCACAUCUGGUACAACCUGCAGGCGUUCCGCGCCCUCAACCAGGCUCUUGGACGUUGUAUUCGUCAUCGUCAGGACUACGGCGCCAUUAUGCUGCUGGAUUCACGACAUCGCUUCAACAAACACACCAAGUCUCUGUCCAAGUGGAUGCGCCCGUAUAUUCAGGAGUUCGAGCACUCGCAGAUGUGUGUCCCAAUGUUCAGCGAUUUCUUCCAACGGAACGAGAUGGAGUUGCCUCAAACGAUGCCAACACCUUCCGUAGACACGGCGGGAUCGGCUACAUCGGAGUGGAAGUCGAAGCGAACACCUUUAGUUCUCGAAUACGAAACAGACAAAAAGGCCAAAAAGGAGAAGAAAAUCACCACUGCACAGGAGAAGCGCAUGACGACACCCUCACUGACGUCGACGCUGGCUACGGUAAAGGACUUUAUGGCCAAACAUAAGCAGGAUACGGAUCCGCAAGAAAGCGUAUUCUCCAUUUUCCGCCAGCAAAAUCCGAAGAAAACUUCAAAGUAAUGUAAAAUGUUCUUGUUCACCA
This is a messenger RNA of Phytophthora nicotianae INRA-310, 554 nucleotides long. RefSeq lists its product as hypothetical. Gene Ontology annotation, biological process: double-strand break repair involved in meiotic recombination; nucleotide-excision repair. Gene Ontology annotation, cellular component: nucleus. The transcript has a single exon. The record is from RefSeq and is a predicted model, not a curated record. Gene Ontology annotation, molecular function: nucleic acid binding; DNA helicase activity; ATP binding. The annotation marks the transcript as partial. NCBI's taxonomy places the organism in Eukaryota, Oomycota, Peronosporomycetes, Peronosporales, Peronosporaceae.